UAAGCCAAGAUGGCACUGAACGCAAUGGAACGUUUGCCAAGAGAUGCAUUGUUUCCCCCCAGCUGGUCUCCUACGCUUGCUCGAGGCUUGCUCUGCUUGGAGUCGAUGGAGAAUGCAUCAAGAAUGCCGCUACGCAUAAGUUUCUUGGCGAUGAAUAUUAUCCAAAGAAUCUUCCACGCAGAACCUCAAAGGGAACUCCGGGAGCCAAUCCGGAGUCGUAAUAAGGAAGCAUGCGCGGAAUCAAUGGACUGCUGA
Botrytis fragariae is the source of this 255-nucleotide messenger RNA. RefSeq lists its product as uncharacterized. Lineage: Eukaryota; Fungi; Ascomycota; Leotiomycetes; Helotiales; Sclerotiniaceae. The transcript has 2 exons. The record is from RefSeq and is a predicted model, not a curated record. Bases 10 to 255 code for a protein of 81 amino acids.